Messenger RNA from Phacochoerus africanus (Common warthog), 2142 nucleotides. It is a transcript of the gene POU3F1, whose product is annotated as POU class 3 homeobox 1. The record is from RefSeq and is a predicted model, not a curated record. Gene Ontology annotation, biological process: regulation of transcription by RNA polymerase II; brain development. Gene Ontology annotation, cellular component: nucleus. The transcript has a single exon. NCBI's taxonomy places the organism in Eukaryota, Metazoa, Chordata, Mammalia, Artiodactyla, Suidae. The coding region runs from base 54 to 1409 and encodes 451 amino acids. Gene Ontology annotation, molecular function: RNA polymerase II cis-regulatory region sequence-specific DNA binding; DNA-binding transcription factor activity, RNA polymerase II-specific.
GCAGACGGAGCGGAGCGGCGGCGGCGGCGGCGCGGCGCAGGGCGCGGGGCGGCAUGGCCACCACCGCGCAGUACUUGCCGCGGGGCCCCGGCGGCGGAGCCGGGGGCACGGGACCGCUUAUGCACCCGGAUGCCGCUGCGGCGGCGGCGGCGGCGGCGGCCGCCGAGCGGCUGCACGCUGGGGCCGCGUACCGCGAAGUGCAGAAGCUGAUGCACCACGAGUGGCUGGGCGCGGGCGCGGGCCACCCCGUGGGCCUAGCGCACCCCCAGUGGUUACCCACGGGAGGAGGCGGCGGCGGCGACUGGGCCGGCGGCCCGCACCUGGAACACGGCAAGGCGGGCGGCGGCGGCACCGGCCGAGCCGACGACGGCGGCGGUGGCGGCGGUUUCCACGCGCGCCUGGUGCACCAGGGGGCGGCCCACGCGGGCGCGGCAUGGGCACAGGGCGGCACGGCGCACCACUUGGGCCCGGCUAUGUCACCGUCGCCGGGGGCCGGCGGGGGUCACCAGCCCCAACCGCUAGGGCUGUACGCACAGGCGGCCUACCCAGGGGGCGGCGGCGGCGGCCUGGCCGGGAUGCUGGCGGCAGGCGGCGGCGGCGCGGGGCCGGGCCUGCACCACGCGCUGCACGAGGACGGCCACGAGGCACAGCUGGAGCCGUCGCCUCCGCCGCACCUGGGCGCCCACGGACACGCACACGGACAUGCACACGCCGGCGGCCUGCACGCGGCGGCGGCGCACCUGCACCCGGGCGCGGGCGGCGGUGGCUCGUCGGUGGGCGACCACUCGGACGAGGACGCGCCCAGCUCGGACGACCUGGAGCAGUUCGCCAAGCAGUUCAAGCAGCGGCGCAUCAAGCUGGGCUUCACGCAGGCCGACGUGGGGCUGGCGCUGGGCACGCUGUACGGUAACGUGUUCUCGCAGACCACCAUCUGCCGCUUCGAGGCCCUGCAGCUGAGCUUCAAGAACAUGUGCAAGCUCAAGCCGCUGCUCAACAAGUGGCUGGAGGAGACCGAUUCGUCCAGCGGCAGCCCCACCAACCUGGACAAGAUCGCGGCGCAGGGCCGCAAGCGCAAGAAGCGCACAUCCAUCGAGGUGGGGGUCAAAGGCGCGCUCGAGAGCCACUUUCUCAAGUGCCCCAAGCCCUCGGCGCACGAGAUCACCGGCUUGGCCGACAGCCUGCAGCUGGAGAAGGAGGUGGUGCGCGUCUGGUUCUGCAACCGGCGGCAGAAGGAGAAGCGCAUGACCCCGGCGGCCGGCGCGGGCCACCCGCCCAUGGACGACGUUUACGCACCCGGAGAGCUGGGACCGGGUGGGGGCGGCGCGUCGCCGCCCUCGGCGCCCCCGCCGCCCCCACCGGCCGCGCUGCACCACCACCACCACCACACACUGCCCGGCUCCGUGCAGUGACCCCGCGGGCCAGGCCCCCCGCCGGUGCGCGGCGAGGCGCCGCGCGGCCUGAACUCUUUUUGUUCGGUUGCUUUGGAUUUUACAAAAAGCCCAGAAACUUUCGAACAAAACCAAACACCCGGACGACCCUCUCCGGCGAGCGGCGAAGACGGCCAGUAAGCUGCGUCGCCCGAGCCCCGAGAAAGAGGAGCGAAGAUCCGGUACGCGCCAACUCACCACGGGCAUCUUGCCCGUCGCCUGCUCCCUGUCCCCAACCCCUCGACGACCCCCGCCCCUGCCCCCCGGGCUGUUCGGGGCCGGAUCCCGGCAGCGGCCUCCCCACAGCGACAGGUAACGCGGUUCGGGGUUAGGGAUUCCCCGGGAGAGAGGACGAAGAGAGGAGGGUUCCCCAUCCCUCUCCCCGGCGCGGAUUCCCGAGCCUGCGGGUCGAGAGUGGGGGACUGUCACUUUAUUCGCUCCAUGCCUCUUCUCUCCCAUAAGGAUGCGCCCCAUUCCCCCUUACCCUUCCUCCGGGCUUGGUUUUUUACAGUUUUUAUUUAUUCAUGGAGCCUCUCCGCUCCGGGGGUCCUUCUAACUCCGCCCGCGCCCUUAAUUUAAAUCGCUGUAUACUGUAUUUAUCCGGGCCCCGGAGGGGAGGCCGCGAGAGCCGCGUCUGUGUAUAAAAGCAGGAAAUAGCCAAAGCUUUAAUCUAGCCUAAUUUAUUUUUCCCCCUUACCUUCCCCUACCCUACCCC